AUGGCAGACUCGGCUGGCUACGAUAAAAGCGAGUACCAACGCAUAUUCUCCAAAGUUUUCAACAAACGACUAAAAUAUGUGCUCAAUGUAAAUAUAAUAUUGUCAAUCUUGAUGACAUUGAUCUUGGAUGUGCCAUUUUACACUCGUCAAUUAUUAUCAACUGGACUCCUUUUAUCAAUUGUGCUUAAAGUGCCCGUCUACUUUUUAGCAUUGACAUUGAUCAGGCAAGUCAGGAUCAAGUUUUCGACAGUUGAUUACUCGAGUCAAAAAACACUAGGGCUGCAGAUUUAUCACUCUGUAGGGUCAAACAAGUACCUACAAGUGUCGUCAUUUCACAUGUUAUCAGCGUUGUUUGUUUAUGGUGUUUUUAUUUUCAAUUUGCCAUUCACUUUUGACUACUAUUUAAUCUCGAAGGAGUACAGAAAGAAUCCACUAUUGAAUGACGAGUGGGUAUACUAUUGGAUAUGUCCGAUUAUUAUAGGUGCCUUGUAUUCAGCUAUCCAACUCGUGUUUCAAAGAAACAGGUUAGGCUUUGAGUAUGGUCAUAACAGAAAUAGUCCACAAAACACGUUGUUCACCCAUGUACCACAGGCAUUGGGGAAUUCGUUGGGAUUGACCAUUAUAUUCUCCAUUGCGAAUCCCAUCAUAUAUUGGGCAAUCAGAUCCUAUUUAUACAAGUCGUUAAUCUUGCUCAGAUUGUUUGGCAUAGAUAAUUCAUUACCUGUAAGAAACACAUCCCUUUCGACCUACAUCAAGCUAUCAUUGCUUACAUAUGUGUUGGUCGUUAACUGGGAGUUUGAAAAUCACAUAUUCGGUGUUUACGCCACAAUUGGCUGUCUUGAUGGUAAGAAGCCUAUCUCCUCAUACAGCAAAGAUCCAUUGAACUGCUUGUUAAAGGGGUUGCGCGAUGUCACCCCUAGUCAUGAAUUGAGUAGACUAACGGCAUUUCAAGAAUUGGCAUAUAUUGCAACCACCAAUGACAAGGAAGGUGUGAAAUUGCGAUUAGCCAUAUUCAGCGCAAGGUCAAAGAGGGAGAAUUUGUGGCCAUCACUAUAUGAAGAAUGUUCUUUGGUUAUUCGAGAAGCUAGUGUACAAAUAAACAAAAGGAGCGCUCGUGAUAUGAAGGCGUUAAAGAGUUGGCAAAAGUCCUUGGAGAAGGAAAUUGAUACUGGGUUCAAGAGGAAAAAGGACCAGCAUAUUUUUGGAAAUUCGUUCACGCAAUCUCAAGCGGAAGGGGGAAGCAAGGCUGUAGGUAAUGACACGCAUGUGGAGAGUGGAGGUGCGGUGGCUUUCGUGCGUAAUAAAGUUGCCGCCCCCAUAGUGAAGCUUGUUUCGCCCUACUUACCGCAACAUUUGUUGUUUAAUCACUUCAAGUCUGAUCUUUGGCUAUUUAAAAGCGUUGAAAUCAGCAAAAUAGAUGCUGCUGCCACCGAUGUGAGACAGCACUUUUUGGAAUCGACUUUUGGCGCUCUAUUCCGCAUCACAUUGAAAAGGGACUGUGAAUCGAGAGUGAGAAACCCAGUUAAUUUUGGAAAUGCCAUAAUUGCCAUAUCAAACAUUAUUCAACGCUCAGUAGUGGAAGAUUCACUAAACGUCGCCACACCAGUCUAUAUAAGUAACACGCUUAAUUUAUUGGAAAAGUCAAUUCGCGCUUCAACUAAUUACAGAGAUUAUUUGCCAGCUUCUGUGUAUGUUGGCAUAAAUAAGCCCAAAGCUCACUUGAUAUCGGAAUUGAACAACCUUGAAUAUCACGAGUUUUACAAUUUAUGCAUCCAGUUCAACGGUUUGUUGAAUGACCUCAAUUUGAACCCAAAAGCGUACGAACUUGCAAAAUGGGUUAUUGAUAUUGCCAUUGCCGAUCGAGAGCAGCGUCUGUUGUAUAGUAAUAUGUAUUGA
This is a messenger RNA of Lodderomyces margitis, 1896 nucleotides long. RefSeq lists its product as uncharacterized. The record is from RefSeq and is a predicted model, not a curated record. Gene Ontology annotation, molecular function: spindle pole body-nuclear membrane anchor activity. Gene Ontology annotation, biological process: nuclear pore organization; spindle pole body localization. Bases 1 to 1896 code for a protein of 631 amino acids. NCBI's taxonomy places the organism in Eukaryota, Fungi, Ascomycota, Pichiomycetes, Serinales, Debaryomycetaceae. The transcript has a single exon. Gene Ontology annotation, cellular component: nuclear pore transmembrane ring; spindle pole body.